AUGCGGCUGCGUUUUCAGGCACGGGCGGCCUCCGCGGCUCGGGGGCCCCCGGACACGCAGUGCGCCUGCUUCCCGUCUGGCGGUCGAGGGCUCCGGCGCAGCGGCGAACACACUCGCCCGGGCUCCCGCUCCGGACAGCUCCGGCCUGCCCGCAAGGAAGCGGGAGGACAGCCCCAGCGUUACCUGCUGCAGCAUGGUUGCCUUUCCCCACGGACUCUAUCUGGAUUUACAGACAGACCUAAAUUGCCUGAUAACUACACCCAAGACACCUGGCAGAAGCUUCAUGAGGCAGUGAAAGCCAUACAGAGUAGCACCUCCAUCAGAUACAACCUGGAAGAGCUGUACCAGGCUGUUGAAAAUCUUUGUUCUCACAAAGUUUCGCCAACACUCUACCAGCAGCUGCGCCAGGUCUGUGAAGCUCACGUCCAAGCACAAAUUCUUCAGUUUCGAGAAGACUCACUAGAUAGUGUUUUGUUUUUGAAGAAGAUUAACACGUGCUGGCAGGAUCACUGCAGACAGAUGAUCAUGAUCAGAAGCAUUUUCCUGUUUCUGGAUCGCACUUACGUACUUCAGAAUUCCAUGCUUCCCUCCAUCUGGGAUAUGGGGUUAGAACUGUUCAGAAACCACAUUAUCAGUGAUAAAAUGGUUCAGACUAAAACAAUCGAUGGAAUCCUGCUGCUGAUUGGACGGGAGCGCAGCGGGGAGGCCGCGGACCGGAGCCUGCUGCGGAGUCUGCUGAGCAUGCUCUCCGACCUGCAGGUGUAUAAAGAUUCAUUUGAAGUGAAGUUUUUGGAAGAAACUAAUUGUUUAUAUGCUGCAGAAGGCCAAAGAUUAAUGCAAGAAAGAGAGGUUCCGGAAUAUCUUAACCAUGUAAGUAAACGUUUGGAGGAGGAAGGAGACCGAGUGAUCACGUAUUUAGACCACAGCACACAGAAACCGCUGAUUGCCUGUGUGGAGAAACAGCUGCUGGGGGAGCACCUAACGGCCAUCCUGCAGAAAGGGCUGGACCACCUGCUUGACGAGAACAGAGUGCCCGACCUCACCCAGAUGUACCAGCUGUUCAGCCGCGUGCGGGGCGGCCAGCAGGUGCUGCUGCAGCACUGGAGCGACUACAUCAAGACUUUUGGGACAACAAUUGUUAUCAAUCCCGAAAAAGAUAAGGACAUGGUGCAGGACCUCCUGGACUUCAAGGACAGAGUGGACCACGUGAUAGAAGUGUGCUUCCAGAGGAACGAGAAGUUCGUCAGCCUGAUGAAGGAGUCCUUCGAGGCGUUUAUCAACAAGAGGCCAAACAAGCCUGCAGAGCUGAUCGCAAAGCAUGUUGACUCAAAACUGAGAGCGGGUAACAAGGAGGCCACGGACGAGGAGCUGGAGAGGAUCCUGGACAAGAUCAUGAUCAUCUUCAGGUUCAUUCACGGUGAGACGGGCUCCCCCCAGCCCCCAUCCUGGUCACACACACCCCCGCCCCCGCCCCCGGCACACAUGCACCCCACCCCCCGCCCCGGCACAGCCACGCCCCGCCCCCCGUUUGGAAAAAGUGCCUCCGUCGAUGCUGAAAAAUCUAUGCUGUCGAAACUAAAGCACGAGUGCGGGGCCGCCUUCACCAGCAAGCUGGAGGGCAUGUUCAAGGACAUGGAGCUCUCCAAGGACAUCAUGGUUCACUUCAAGCAGUACAUGCAGAAUCAGAGCGAGCCGGGCUCCAUAGAGCUGACAGUUAACAUCCUCACGAUGGGGUACUGGCCGACCUACACACCCAUGGACGUGCACCUGACUCCCGAAAUGGUUAAACUUCAAGAGGUGUUCAAGGCAUUUUACCUUGGGAAGCACAGUGGUCGAAAACUUCAGUGGCAAACUACGUUGGGGCACGCUGUGUUAAAAGCAGAGUUUAAAGAAGGGAAGAAGGAGUUCCAGGUGUCGCUCUUCCAGACACUGGUGCUUCUCAUGUUCAACGAGGGGGACGGAUUCAGCUUUGAAGACAUCAGAGUGGCCACGGGCAUAGAGGACGGCGAGCUGCGGAGGACGCUGCAGUCCCUGGCCUGUGGCAAAGCACGAGUGCUGGUCAAAAGCCCCAAAGGGAAGGAGGUGGAGGACGGGGACAGGUUCAUUUUUAAUGGCGACUUCAAGCACAAGUUGUUUCGCAUAAAGAUCAACCAGAUCCAGAUGAAGGAAACCGUGGAGGAGCAGGUCAGCACCACGGAGCGGGUGUUCCAGGACCGGCAGUACCAGGUUGACGCGGCCAUUGUCAGGAUAAUGAAGAUGAGGAAAACUCUGGGGCACAAUCUCCUGGUUUCCGAACUGUACAAUCAGCUGAAAUUCCCUGUGAAGCCUGGAGAUUUGAAAAAGAGAAUUGAAUCUCUCAUAGACAGAGACUACAUGGAGAGAGACAAAGACAGCCCGAACCAGUACCACUACGUGGCCUGAGGCUCACGGCUGUCUCCUCCGUGAGACACUAGAAUGUAUCUUCAGGGCAGAAAUGCUGUUUCCGGACUUCCUGGGGCUGAGCAGCAGGGAUGCUCUGGACUGGAGGAGAGGGUGGCUCCUGGAGGCCUCACGGGCUUGAGGGUUUGCAGACAGCACGGGCACCUUCCCCUCCACUUCUUCCUCUUGUUCUUUUAGGUGUUAAGUGGUUUCCAUUGCUCUGCAGAGUGACUUUGAGGUUGGACGAGAUGUUGGUUAAAAGGGCUCCUUUGUACGGUGGUGUUCUUAUGGCAAAAAGCUGAAAGUCUGGUGUGUUUUUGUGUGUGAUCAUGAAUGCACAGUUUACAGACCCUCCCCGCUGCGUCCUUUAGCCGCACAGAUGACAAGUCCCUGCAGACGUGCUGUCUUAGCUUGUCAGCAGUCAGGCUGAAGACGAGACCCCGGCUGGUGAAUGUUAGGAAGCAGCAGCCAGUGUUAAAAACCGGCUGACCGAUUAUGCAGCCUAAAACUAGCGUCUGUCUGCUCCACUUACUUCCACAAAGUUUUCUCUUGGACGCCUGGUUUUGCAUGACGAGGUUCCUCAGUGAGAUCUCUGAAGUGCUGA
Vicugna pacos (alpaca) is the source of this 3022-nucleotide messenger RNA. The record is from RefSeq and is a predicted model, not a curated record. NCBI's taxonomy places the organism in Eukaryota, Metazoa, Chordata, Mammalia, Artiodactyla, Camelidae.